AUGACCGACAAAGUCACAAAGCCUCGAAAACGUAUCAAGAAAGAAGCAAAUCCAAGCAAUAGUGCAGACGCGAGCAGCGCAAGUAGUAAUAAUAAUACUAGUGGUGUCGUUACGGGUCGGAAAGAUUCCGCCAACGAUUCGUUGUCGUCUACGAUCCCCCAGCAUGUUGCACGAGAACAGGUACAAUUGUCAGCUUCCACUCGUCGUUCUUCGACCUCGUCUGUGGUUCGUGAGGAUCCUGCGACUUCGAUAUCUCAUCACCAGCAGCUGGUCCUUUCGCCUAAACUAGAACCCGUUAUCAAGCGAGAAUCCUCGCCGACAGUCAUUUCAAGUCCACUUCACGAUGCUGUUGUAGCCACUCAAUUGCAUUCAAAUCCACCACUACUCUAUCAACCUUCCCAAGCAGACAUCUAUGAUCAGGCGUUUGUCGCUCACUUUGUCGCACUCAAUAAAGGAGUUCGGACUUCAACUCCUGAUAUUCCAUGGCUCACCCAUUUGCCUGGUGCAUAUGCUGAUAUCAAGCAACCGGCCCUGAAGCUAUCGAUCCGAGCUACCUCAAUGGCAUUCUACGCGAAAGUUCGAAAAGACAUCCCCAUCCUCGUGGAGUCUUAUAGAUGGUACAACAUGAGCUUGCACGCCCAGAGAAGAUCACUCGCGAGGUUUGACAGCACUACCGUUCCAACGGAUGAAGAUGUCCUGGUGCCAACGAUCCUUGGUCUAUACGAAGUAUACGCAGGCACCACCCCAACAAGUGUCUUUCAGCAUUUGACUGCUGCGACGAAAAUAUUAGAGAUUAGAGGCCCACAUAACUGUAGCUCAGGCGCGGCAUUUCCGCUCUUCAAAGGUAUCCGUGUAUCUGAUGCGCACAAAGCUGCGGUACUUAAUCAACCCUCCGUUUUCUCGACUCCAGAAUGGAUGUCGCUACCCUUCCUCCUGGAACCGAAAAAUGCGCAUCAGGCGCUGGUCGAUGUCCUACUUCUCAUUCCAGCCUGUAUCGCCUUAUGUCGGAGGAAAUGCAGCCUGGGCAGCUUCUUCUCGGGAAAAUUACCCCUGAAUAUAGACCUUGGACCGAUUCGAGGCCGCGCGAGAGAGCUUCUACUACAACUAGACCAUUGGUCAAUGAAGCACCCGGAACUUUGUACCGCGAAACCUUCUGAACAGAUCACUCCUCUGACCAAGCGGGGACACACUGGAAAAGCCAGUCCACUUUCCCGACCGUCUCCCCAUCCGGUACUCUCAGAUACAUUCCUUGCGCUGACUGCCUCCACUUACCAGGCAACUCGAUUAAUCCUGAUGCUUCUCUUGCAAAAGGUUGAUGAGACUGUAGGGUCGACUGGCUCAGAUACAAGAACAGCUUCAUCCGAGGCCCUCUCUUCAUGCUCGCUUCUAGAUGAUGUGAAGUCGUGCGCCGAGUCCAUUCUUGAGAUAAGCGAGUUCUUCGAAAAGACCCAUCCCGUCGGUUUCGAUUUCAUGCGAAGCGUGUUUCCACUAGUAGUCGUCGGUAUUUUGGGCCCCCAAGAAGAAUAUAAGACGACUGCACGGCAAACACUUGACAGAUGGGGCGAAAUGAGGGGAGUAGGGGGAUUGUGUGGGGCUUGGAUUGAUAUUUGA
Aaosphaeria arxii CBS 175.79 is the source of this 1611-nucleotide messenger RNA. RefSeq lists its product as uncharacterized. Bases 1 to 1611 code for a protein of 536 amino acids. The record is from RefSeq and is a predicted model, not a curated record. NCBI's taxonomy places the organism in Eukaryota, Fungi, Ascomycota, Dothideomycetes, Pleosporales. The transcript has 2 exons.